UACUUUAAUUUAGGAUAUAAUUACAACGAAAUCAUUGCUUCUCUUUUAUUCAAUCACAAUGUAGCGAUAAGCAAACGAACAUUGAACAGAAAGUUGCGAGACCUUGGUCUUUAUCGUCGUAAAAACCAUACUGAUGAGUUAGAUGUAGCUUGCUUUAUUCUACAGGAACUUCAGAGUUCAGGGUGCUUACAUGGUUAUCGAUGGAUGCACCUGAAAUGCAUCCAAAAUGGUAUCAACAUUGACAAAGAAACUGUUCGGCAUCUACUCGGAGUGUUAGACCCAAUAGGUCUUGAAUACCGAUCACGUAGAAGGCUACGAAGGCGUUUAUAUCGAGGACGGGGACCAAACUUUAUAUGGCAUCUAGACUCCUAUGACAAAUUAAAACCUUUUGGAAUCUGCAUCAAUGGAUGUGUAGAUGGCUAUUCAAGGAAGGUAGUUUGGCUAGAAGCUUACACGACAAACAAUAAUCCCAGAGUAAUAGCUGGAUACUACAUGCAAACGGUUAGGAAAGAGAUGGGAUGUCCUCGUGUCAUUCGAUCAGAUUUUGGAACAGAGAAUAACACUGUCCGCCAAAUGCAACAAUUUCUGCGCAGAAAUGGUGACGACCCACUUGCGUCUGAAAAGAGUUUUAUGCAAGGAACGAGCCAGCAUAACCAAAGAAUAGAGAGUUGGUGGGGCGUCCUUAGAAAGCACUCUAUACAGUUCUGGCUGAACAUGUUUGGACAAGUGAAAGAUCAAGGUCACUUUACUGGAGAUCACCUGGACAAGUCACUGCUGCAGUUUUGUUUCAUGAAUCUAAUUCAGGAAGAACUGGACAAGGUUGCUAAGGAAUGGAACGCUCAUAGAAUCAGCAAAUCAAGGAACCAGUGUGGACCAUUUGGUCGCCCCAACGUGAUGUACAGGACACCCCAGGUGUAUGGAACACAAGAUUUUCUUGUGCCGUUGGAAAACGAUGAGGUUGAAGUAUGCGAGGAAGAAUGUACUUUCAAAAGUCAGUACCCUUGUGACAGAGACGUAUUUGACCUUUGCUCGAUCCUGAUGACUGAAGAACAACUACCUGUACCGCAGAAUAGCGAAGAAGGACUGAACCUAUAUCAUACUUUGAGAAUGCACUUGCUGAGGAUGAUUUAAUCAGAGUAUUUUGCAUUAAUUGCAUGUGUAUUUUGAUAUUAAAUGAAAAACACAAGUAGAUAUUUUUCUACAAUGCUUGGAUCAGCAACCAAGACUUAUUCAUACCUUUCCCCACAAUGACAUCUUUCCUCUCUUCAAAGAAGACUAGAAGACUGAAGCGUCUGAUCCGUUUUUUUUUAAUUCACAUAUUCACCACA
This is a messenger RNA of Strongylocentrotus purpuratus (purple sea urchin), 1328 nucleotides long. RefSeq lists its product as uncharacterized. The record is from RefSeq and is a predicted model, not a curated record. The coding region runs from base 205 to 1131 and encodes 308 amino acids. Lineage: Eukaryota; Metazoa; Echinodermata; Echinoidea; Camarodonta; Strongylocentrotidae. The transcript is spliced from 2 exons. Gene Ontology annotation, molecular function: nucleic acid binding. Gene Ontology annotation, biological process: DNA integration.